Salpingoeca rosetta is the source of this 2166-nucleotide messenger RNA. RefSeq lists its product as uncharacterized. NCBI's taxonomy places the organism in Eukaryota, Choanoflagellata, Craspedida, Salpingoecidae. Bases 215 to 1915 code for a protein of 566 amino acids. The record is from RefSeq and is a predicted model, not a curated record. The transcript has 5 exons.
AACGACGACAACAACAACAACAACAACAUCCACAACAACAUCCACAACAACAACGACGACGACGACGACGACGACGCAAGUUGGUGAUGAGUUUGAUUUGCUGGAUCCGAGCAAUCACGACAACGCAUUUCCGCCGCUCUCAACCCGCACCGCAGCAGCCACCACUGUGCGCGCGUAUGGCUUUGAUGGCUCGCGCGGACUGACCGCUGUUCGAAUGCCCCAACUGGAGAGUGUGUUCAGCAUCGUGGCCACCGUCGAGCGUGCCCCGGGGACAGCUGGCUACGUGGUGUCUCUGUCCGACGGCAACGGCCUUCGCUACGUUGCCGUGUUUUACAGCGACAUCUCUGGAAGUUUGCUCUUCUUCUACACCACGUUGAGCGGAGAGCAGCAGAGCGUGCGCUUCAGCUACAUUUUGCCUGCCGUGUCUCGUCGUCAUCUGCUGCUGGCCGUGUCGCAGACGGAAGUGUCUUGCAUCAUCACAGACGACGCUGGCGAAGUGGACUUUGAGUCCACCGCCACGCUGGCUUCCUCUCUGUCUCCGUGCUACCCGCUCUCCCCUGCAUGUGUUCUCUCUGUGGGCACACGCGGGGCUGAAGUGGGCCCAGCCUCGACCUCGUGGAUCGGCGCCAUCUCACGCCUCCUCUUGGUUCCCAAUGUUGCGCUCGACACGCCCGUGGCCCCGUUGCCUGCAAGCACGACCGCACCGCCCACAACAACGUCCACUGGCAGCGAUGGCACGUCGUCAAUCCUCAAUCUGCUGGACACCUCUGCGCCAUCUGCGUCCAACGCCACGGUGCUCGGGACAGUGGACACGGCACCAGGCGGUGGCCUGUCGUUUGGCGGUGGCGUUGUGCGCGUUGAUAACCAUCCACCCACGGACAGCGACGCUGGGUUUUCAAUCGCCAUCACGGCGCGCCAGGCUCUCAACGAUAACGGAUACCUGUUUGCCAAGACGAACGCCGCUGGGGAUGAGCGCUCGUAUGGCCUCUACUCGAGCUCAACUUCGAAUCGCCUGUCCUUCUACUACCACACGGACACCACGGGCAGCGAGGUUGUUCACCUCCCUGUCAGCAUCUCCGACGGCCAACUCCAUCAAGUCCUUCUCACCGUCGUCUUUGCAAACGACCAGAGCCAGGGCGAGUUGCACUUGACGGUUGACGAGGAAGAGUAUGACACCAUCACACUCGCGGGGGCCGUGGUGGAUUGCGGCGCCGCUGGUCCGGAUUGCGUGUUCUACAUUGGCCAGCGAUCCUCCACAACCGGCGGUGCGUUCGUGUUCCGCGGACAAAUGUUCCAGUUCACGUGGCGCGGUGGCGUUGAACCCGCUGGCGACACACAAUCGUUGACAUCUUCGCUGUGGCUGUUUUCGAAUCUCCUCCUUCCCACAAUCUCGAACGCGCCUGAGGACGAGUACAAUUCGCUCACAGGGGAUCUCACGCUCGAUGGAUCGAAUGGCGUGCGCAUCUUGGAUCACGGCGGGUUUGGCUCGACGUUCGUCAUCAGCAUGCGGGUGAUGCAGCUUGCAGGCAACAACGGCUACCUGUUUGCACAGUCGGACGGGCAAGGGUUCCGGCACUUUUCGCUGUAUUCCAGCAGCACAUCGAAUGCGUUGACGUUUUACUACGCAGCACAGGGGUUCCGCACACAGCAGAGCGUGCGGUUUGAUGUGGCCAUUGCAGACAGCACCGUGCACACCAUCACUGUCAGUGUGGACAGCACUCGUAUCGACUUGCGUGUGGACGACCAGACCUUCUCCGCCGUGCUGGUCGGUGCCGUGGAUGACUGCGGACUGGAAGGUGCCAACUGCUUUUUCCAUCUUGGGCAGCGCACGUCUGCGCUUGGUGGCGCUUUUUUCCUGCGUGGGAUCGUGCUUGAUGCUGCUGCCGUUUAUGCCCACGCACUCCAGACUAUCUAGUGUAGUAGUGUGUAUGUGUGUGUGCGUAUGUGUGUGUGUGUGUGUGGUCGUGUGUGUGUCUGUGUGUCUGCCUGCCUGUCUGUACAGAAUGGCGCAUACUACAUCACCAGCACGUGUUGACGGCUGGUUUUGUUUCGAGCCAACAUACCUAUUUCCGUUCUCGCUUUCUUUCUCUUGGUUUGCUCUUGCUCCCUCUCUGUUUCUGUAACGAACUGUACACAACAAGCAAAAAGGCAUAAAAUCAAAUCACA